CACUCGCCGGUCCGGCUCGCAGAACAAAACGCGUCGACGUGCACAGACCGCUGCCGCACCGCGCGAGAACUCAUAAAAUCUGUAUUUCCUAAAAAAGUAAAGUGCAAGUAUUGUUUGAAAUGGCAGGAGAAAAACGAAGCAAGGACAGCGACGAAGUUGUGCGCGCAGAAACGACGAUAUUACUAGACAUCGAGGGCACGACGACAAGCAUAAGCUUCGUCAAGGACACGCUUUUCCCUUACGUGCGAGACAACUUAAAGAAGUACGUGGAUGAAAAAUGGGAUCAGGAAGAGUUCAAAGCUGACUUCGAAAAGCUGAAAGAACAGGCUAAAAAAGAUGAGGAAGCUAAAGUCACAGGCUUCGUGCCGAUUUCUGGAACAACUCCUGAGGAGGAGAAGGAAUCUCUUGUGAAGAAUAUUCUGUGGCAAAUGGACGAAGAUCGCAAAACUGGUGCUUUGAAGCAGCUUCAAGGUCGCAUGUGGCGCCAGGCUUACGAAUCCGGAGCAGUCAAGGGACAUGUCUACGAAGAUGUGCCUAAAGCUUUGGAGUCGUGGACAGACGCAGGAAGGAAAAUCUACAUUUACUCGAGUGGCAGCGUUGAGGCUCAAAAAUUACUUUUUAGUCAUUCGCAAAGCAACGAUUUAACAAAGUACUUGAGCGAUUACUUCGAUACAGAAGUAGGUGCAAAAGUUGAAGCUGCCAGCUAUAAAAACAUAUUAAGUAAACUAAAUGUAGAUGCAACAUCCGUACUUUUCCUCACGGAUAUCGUUAAAGAGGCUCAGGCAGCGAAGGAGGCUGGAAUCGCAGCAACGAUUGUCGUUCGUAAAGGCAAUGCACCUCUCAACGAAGAGGAAAAGUCCGCCUUCUCCACAAUCACAUCCUUCGAGGACAUAUCUUUUCAGUCCUCCAGCAAGCGACAAAAGGUGGACACUUGUGAAGAAAAGAAGGAUGCAGUAGCAGUCGAAGAAACUUCCAAGAAAGAAAUUAACGGUAAGACUGAAGUGAACGAUAAGAGCGAAACCGAUAGUAAGACUGAUGAAAGCCCCUGCGAGCCAAUGGAUACUUCGGAGGACAUUUUGGCUGAAACUGCUAAAAAACCAGAGACGGCAGCAAAGUCUGAAGACAAGGAAUCAAAAGUUGUAGUUGAAGCUGAGCAGAAGGAAGAAGAGAAGACCGAAGUUGCAGUGGAAGAAUCGAAAAAAUCCUCUGUCGAAGAAGAGUCCAAAGAAAAGUCCACAGAUGCGACAAGCGCCGAACCUCCUAAAGUAGAGCCCACAACAGCUGACGAUAAAAAAGACGAAGAGAUGGUGGUUGACGAACCCGACAAAGUCGCGAAACCUCAGGAGGUUGUUGAGAAGGUCGAAACGCCUGUUGUCGUCGAGAAAACAAAGGAAAAUCUCCCAGAAGAAAAAAAAGAGACUGAAACCGAGAAAGUGGGAGAAUCCGAAUCAAAACCAGUUACUAUUCCCGAGAGCAAGACUGAAGAUAAGGAAACGCCGGAGCUGAAACCUGAGACUGAAGCGACGAAAUCCGAAUCUAGUGCGAAAGUCGAGCAACCUGAAGUCACGGAAGAGAAAGUAGAGAAGGUCGAAAAAGUCGUUGAAGCCGCAACCGAAGAAAAGGCUGCUGCAGAGACUAAAGAAGAAAAGAAACCCGAGCCGAAGGCAGAGAAAAUUCCAGAAAUAGUUGUAGAAAAAGCCACCGAAGUAGAAGCCGAAAAAGAGAAGGUCCCUGAGAUUAAAGAAAACGGUGACGUUUCCAAAGUAGAGGAAGCGAAGGAGGAGAAAACGAAGGAAGUCGAGAAAGCGAAAGAGGAGACGACGAAAGAAGUCGAGAAAGUGAAAGAGGAGAAGAAGACUGAGGAAGUCGAGAAAGCGAAAGAGGAGAAAUCGAAGGAAGCCGAGAAAGCGAAAGAGGAGAAGACGAAGGAGGUUGAGAAAGCGAAAGAAGAAAUAAAGCCGGAGGUUCAACCCGAGUUGCGAAGUGAGAAGAAGGCAGAAGAAAAGAGCGAGGAGAAAAACGAAACUCCAGAGAAGUUGAAGGAAGCUGAAAAGGCUAAAGAAGUCGAGAACGGAAAAGCCGUCGAGAGUGAAAAGGGAGUUGAGAACGGAAAGGCAGAAGUUGAGAAAGCGAAGGCUGAGGAGAAGGAGGAGGAACAGAAAGUCAAUGGAACGAGUAACGGUGAGAAGAAACAAAGUAACGGAAUCCCUGAGACAGAGAAAUCAGACUCGUCAAAGUCGACGGAAGCGACAUCAUCGCAGAAUGGAGAUUCGGAGACGUCAGAAAGUAUCAAGAUCAAAAAGCUGGUUGAUACGACAGUAGCGGCGGCGGAUGCAGCUGCGGAACCAGAGCUUGUCACUCCUCCCGUUGCUGUUGCCGCGUCGUCCUAAUCGCGUUUUCGCGCGAUAUAAUAAGUCCUUCAUACAUAACCCCCGAUCCCUCGAUUACUUAUCUUACGACUAUAAAAGGAAUUUGAAUCACACAAACAGACACCACCAACACAUUCACUGCAGCUCAAAGAA
Molecule: messenger RNA, 2522 nt
Organism: Belonocnema kinseyi
Lineage: Eukaryota; Metazoa; Arthropoda; Insecta; Hymenoptera; Cynipidae
Gene: Enoph
Product: enolase-phosphatase E1-like
Exons: 6
Coding region: 120-2390 (756 amino acids)
Molecular function (GO): acireductone synthase activity; magnesium ion binding
Source: RefSeq, a predicted model, not a curated record